GAGGCAGAGGAGUGAGGAAGAAGGUGGAAAAAAAAACAAAAAUACUUGGAGCACAGCGGCCAUCUUGCUUCUGCUCGGUCCGGCUGGGAGAGAGUGGGAGUGAGGACGGAGAGGAACCCCGACGGGGAGGAACCAACCGCGGGUGCUUGUAUUCACUCAGUCCGGGAUCAUUACCGACACACACCGGUUUUCCCUCCUCGGUCUCCCGUUAAAGCUGCGGAGCUAACGGCUAGCCGAGGGAGCUAGCUGCUGUGUGACCGAGCUGUGGUCGUCAGCGGCGGGUUGAGGACGGCAGCUCUACCCGGUGACACUGCGGCUGCUGGCGGAGGGUCGGAGCAGCUCCCUGUGUGCUCAUUAUAUAUAAAUAUAUAUAUAUUAUUAUUAUUAUUAUAUAUAUAUAUAUAUAUAUAUGUAUAUAGUAUCCGGAGCACGGUUUCAUACAGAAAAGCAGCAGACUGCAGGCGGAAAUAAACUCAAUCAAUCAAUCAAAAGCUAAUCGAUGGAAAUGUUCGAUGUCAGCUGCUGUUGACAUUAACCGUGUGUAUCUCCCUGAGGACCGGCCUGUUGGGCGGGCUUUACCCCGAUGAGGAGAGCUGAAAGUCGGCUGAUAUUAGACGGUUGUUCGGUGGUGACACCCCCAGCUCUCUGACGGGGCCUGAGCUCACAUUCACGGUCAAUCUGCAGCUCACACACCGCGGUUAACCGGUGGUUAUUACCGUUAAAGCCGGACUCAUUAACAGUGUUAUUACCGUUAAAACCGGGACGGGACUCAGUGUUGGACCGGGACAUGCUGCAGGGACUCUAAGGGUUUAAAGAGACCCUGAUCCGGGUCUUCUUCUGUCUGGAACUGAAAUUCAGGACUUUGGAUCCACAAUGGGAUCAGCAACCAAACUGGCCUUCAGUGUUUUCCUCAUCUCCUGCUCCUCGGGUGCGAUCCUGGGCCGCUCAGACACGGAGAAGUGUGUCCUCUACAACUACAACCCUCUGUCGGCAUCGGAGGGUCGGGGGAACGCCAGCGGCGUGAUCACCUGUUCUGGAGAGAAAGACAAGAGAGUCCACUGCUUCGCCACCUGGAAGAACGUAUCCGGAGUGGUCCAGGUGGUCAAACAGGGCUGCUGGUUGGACGACGUCAACUGUUAUGACAGGAAUGAGUGUGUGGAGAAGAAAGAUGCUCCUGAAGUCUUCUUCUGCUGCUGUGAAGGAAGUCUGUGUAAUGACAAGUUCUUCUACAGUCCAGACAAGCCGACCAUACUCACAACCAACAAACCGGUGACAUCAAAGCCUCCAAGUCCGGUGCUGACCACUCUGAUGUACUCACUGGUUCCCAUCAUGGCUGUCACCGCCAUCGUCCUCUUCUCCUUCUGGAUGUACCGACACCACAAACUGGCCUACCCACCUGUCCUGGUGCCCACACAGCACGCCUUUCAUAUAAUGAUCGAGGACCCCGGACCCCUGCCCCCCUCCCCCAUCCUGGGCCAGAAGCCACUGCAGUUACUGGAGAUCAAAGCCAGGGGGCGCUUCGGCUGCGUGUGGAAGGCUCAGCUGCUCGGAGAAUACGUUGCUGUCAAAAUCUUCCCCAUCCAGGACAAGCAGUCGUGGCAGAACGAGUACGAGAUCUUCAACCUGAGCGGGAUGAGACACGAGAACCUGCUGCAGUUCCUCGGAGCCGAGAAGAGAGGAAGCAACCUGGACGUGGAGCUGUGGCUCAUCACCUCCUACCACGAGAAGGGCUCUCUGACCGACUACCUGAAGGCCAACGUCCUUUCCUGGUCUGAACUGUGUCUCAUCGCUCAGUCUAUGUCUCGAGGUCUCGCCUACCUGCACGAAGACAUACCUGGACACAAGGACGGACACAAACCGGCCAUCGCACACAGGGACUUUAAGAGUAAGAACGUCCUGCUGAAGUCCAACCUCACUGCCUGCAUCGCUGACUUCGGCCUCGCUCUCAGGUUUGAGGCGGGAAAAUCUCCUGGAGACACACACGGACAGGUGGGGACCAGGAGGUACAUGGCCCCGGAGGUCCUGGAGGGGGCCAUUAACUUCCAGAGAGACGCCUUCCUGAGGAUAGACAUGUACGCUCUGGGUCUGGUUCUGUGGGAGCUUGCCGCGCGCUGCAAAGCUGCAGACGGUCCAGUGGACGAGUACAUGCUGCCGUUUGAAGAGGAGGUGGGUCAACAUCCGUCUCUGGAGGACAUGCAGGAGGUGGUGGUCCACAAGAAACUGAGGCCGACGCUCAGAGAGUGCUGGCAGAAACACGCUGGUCUGGCGGUCCUCUGCGAGACCAUCGAGGAGUGCUGGGAUCAUGAGGCCGAAGCGCGGCUGUCGGCCGGCUGCGUCGAGGAGCGCGUCGUUCAGAUGCAGCGGCAGACGAACGUCUCUGCACCCGAGGACAUCGUCACAGUUGUCACCAUGGUAACCAACGUGGACUACCCGCCUAAAGAGUCGAGCCUAUGACCGGGACCAAUCAGGACAGAGCAGGGACUCUCUCAGUGAGCGAUUUCUGUCUCUGAUUCAGGCGGCCUGCGGCUGGGUCAGGUGACCCGGCGAGGACAAUAUGGCGGGGUGAGCUCCGGAGAUCUCCACCCUGUGACAUCAGUUCCUGUUUUAUAUUCCAAAAUAAAAGACUUUUUGUACGAUAAUGAGGACAAACAGUCUGUUUCAGUAGUUUUUGAUGCCAAUAAGAAACAGCUUCUGAAUGUGAGUGUCACUGCUGUACAUACUGGUCAUUGUACUAUAAUAUAUACUGAUCAUUGUUAUAUCUAUACUGAUUAUUGUUGAAUAUAUUCACUGAUAUAUCGACACUGAGAGGCAGACCGAACACACAACAAACAUCUGAGGAGAAACUGAGACAAACAUUCAGAUCAAAGAAAUAAAGUGAAAUAUAGAUAGAUAAAUAUUAAAUGCUAAAAGCUCUGAUGAGUUAUUUUUUAGCAUUAAUGAUAAUUAUUAGUAAGCAUUUAGCAUUAAGGGCUAAUGUGGAGCUAUUCUGGAACAUGUUUUACAGAUCUAAUUGUUUGUUUGUGACAUCAACAACAACAUAACACUAGGAGUCAUAAACUCAUAAACAGGAAGUGCUGAAGCAUUUAAAGUUAAUUAUUUAUUGAUUUAUUGAUAAUAUAAUGAGGAUAUUAAUCAGUAAUGUAAAUCUAUUGGUUCACUUUAUUUCUUUGAAUGACAAUCAGAACUCGUUUUUAUAAACUCGUUACUCCUGGUUACUGAUCAGCUGAUCAAUAACACUAAUAGGUGAUCAGAUCAAGCAGGAAAUCAAAGUGUGUGUCUCCAGGUUGAAUGUGAACAUUAGAACCCUGCAGCAUGUUGUUUAUUGUUGUUUAUUUGUUGUUUCUUUUAAUGUCAUUAACUCUCCGUUGGUUCCUCUGAUUGUACGGAGCCUCAAAACUGAAAAAAAAUAUCACUUUAGAUUCUUUAAUUUAUUUAUUGACAACACGGACGUGAAAUCAGUGAAUGAAUAAAAGAAUUUUUUUUUUUUUUAAGUUUGUAAAGAAACGAGUUGUUUUGGGAUGAAAUAUAAAAGUAUAAAAUAAAUAGUUUGAUGGGCAUUAUUAACUAAUUUGAGAUAAAAUUAAUAAUCAGAAUAAUUUAUGGAUAAAAUAUUUCUGUCGGCUUCGGGGCUCCGUAUGUUUGACGGAUUUAAAAAACGUCUCAGGGAAGAUUUUAUAUUUCGAUUUUAGGCCAAAAACUUGUUUUUUGUUUUAUUUUCUGCUCAAACAAACUUCACUCAUUACCCAACAGCCCUUUCUCGUUACCCAGCAGCCCUUUCUGGUUACCCAGCAGCCCUUUCUCUCUGCUGUUAAAGUUCAGAUGUUCUGAUGUCAUGUGACCUCUGACCCUUUAAAGUGGCCUCCAUCAGGCUGACUGGUUUGUUGUCUCGUACAAACCAUAAACCAGACGUCAGAAUCUACAAUCAGCAUCCAGACUGACCACCAGACUGACCACCAGACUGACCACCAGAGACCACCAGACUGACCACCAGAGACCACCAGACUGACCACCAGACUGACCACCAGACUGACCACCAGAGACCACCAGACUGACCACCAGACUGACCACCAGACUGACCACCAGAGACCACCAGACUCACCACCAGACUGACCACCAGACUGACCACCAGAGACCACCAGACUGACCACCAGACUGACCACCAGAGACCACCAGACUGACCACCAGACUGACCACCAGACUGACCACCAGACUCACCACCAGACUCACCACCAGACUCACCACCAGACUGACCACCAGACUGACCACCAGACUGACCACCAGACUGACCACCAGACUCACCACCAGACUGACCACCAGACUGACCACCAGAGACCACCAGACUGACCACCAGAGACCACCAGACUGACCACCAGACUGACCACCAGACUGACCACCAGAGACCACCAGACUGACCACCAGACUCACCACCAGACUCACCACCAGACUCACGACCAGACUGACCACCAGAGACCACCAGACUGACCACCAGACUCACCACCAGACUCACCACCAGACUCACGACCAGACUGACCACCAGAGACCACCAGACUGACCACCAGACUGACCACCAGACUCACCACCAGACUGACCACCAGACUCACCACCAGACUCACCACCAGACUGACCACCAGACUGACCACCAGACUCACCACCAGACUGACCACCAGACUCCACCAGACUCACCACCAGAGACCACCAGACUGACCACCAGAGACCCCACCAGACUGACCACCAGACUGACCACCAGAGACCCCACCAGACUGACCACCAGACUCCACCAGACUGACCACCAGAGACCACCAGACUCCACCAGACUGACCACCAGAGACCACCAGACUCCACCAGACUCACCACCAGAGACCCCACCAGACUGACCACCAGAGACUACCAGAGACCACCAGACUGACCACCAGAGACCCCACCAGACUCCACCAGACUGACCACCAGACUGACCACCAGAGACCACCAGACUGACCACCAGACUGACCACCAGAGACUACCAGAGACCACCAGACUGACCACCAGAGACCACCAGAGACCACCAGACUGACCACCAGAGACCCCACCAGACUGACCACCAGAGACCACCAGACUGACCACCAGACUGACCACCAGAGACCACCAGAGACCACCAGACUGACCACCAGACUGACCACCAGAGACCACCAGACUGACCACCAGAGACCACCAGACUGACCACCAGACUGACCACCAGAGACCACCAGACUGACCACCAGAGACCCCACCAGACUGACCACCAGACUGACCACCAGACCCCACCAGACUGACCACCAGACUCACCACCAGAGACCCCACCAGACUGACCACCAGAGACCACCAGAGACCACCAGACUGACCACCAGAGACCCCACCAGACUCCACCAGACUGACCACCAGAGACCACCAGACUGACCACCAGAGACCACCAGACUGACCACCAGACUGACCACCAGAGACCACCAGAGACCACCAGAGACCACCAGACUGACCACCAGAGACCCCACCAGACUGACCACCAGACUGACCACCAGACUGACCACCAGAGACCCCACCAGACUGACCACCAGACUGACCACCAGACUGACCACCAGAGACCCCACCAGAGACCACCAGACUGACCACCAGACUGACCACCAGACUCCACCAGACUGACCACCAGAGACCAGAGACCAGGUUAGACUGGCUCCAGGUCAGACAGUCUGCUUCCUCUGUCAGUGUUGUAGUUCAGCUCUUUAUUAUGAAAGGUAUGAAUAAUAAUGUGGUUAUUAAUAAUGAGUUAUUGAUAUUUGAAUGAUGGUGCACAGGUUGUAAAUAUGAAUGUUGUGAUUUCAGCAUGAGUUUGUUUUUUAAGGACAGAACUGGUUUAUAAUGUUAAUAUGAUAAACAGAUUGUUUAUUUUAUAUGAUGAUGUACAAAUGAAAAACAAUCUGGGUUCAUUGUUUUAUGUUGAAAAGUCAGAACACUUCCUGUGGAGGUGUGUGUGUGUGUGUGUGUGUGUGUGUGUGUGUGUGUGUGUGUGUGUGUGUGUGUGUGUGUGUGUGUGUGUGUGUGUGUGUGUGUGUGUGUGUGUUACCUCAGAUGUUCCUGCUGGUGCUCACCUCUCUCAUCAUGACAUCAUCAUGAUGUCAUCACGUCCUCUGGUGUUGAUCAGUGCGACGACACAAAUCUGACCUUCAACUUCCUGUUUUUAUUGUCUUUGUUAAAAACCGACAGAAAGUGAAACAAUGAGGUUUUAUUUCGUUAUUUCUGAGGAAAAUAUUGUAACGAGAAAAGUAAUCCGAGACGUUUUCGAGUGUGAAUGCAGAUAAUUCUGUUCCUCUUUGUUCUGUGAAUAAAAAAUUCAGACAUGAA
Molecule: messenger RNA, 6351 nt
Organism: Dicentrarchus labrax (European seabass)
Lineage: Eukaryota; Metazoa; Chordata; Actinopteri; Moronidae
Gene: acvr2aa
Product: activin A receptor type 2Aa
Exons: 12
Coding region: 874-2454 (526 amino acids)
Biological process (GO): activin receptor signaling pathway; cellular response to growth factor stimulus; protein phosphorylation
Cellular component (GO): activin receptor complex; plasma membrane
Molecular function (GO): metal ion binding; ATP binding; activin receptor activity
Source: RefSeq, a predicted model, not a curated record